GCGCAUAUUUCGAACGGGAAUUCGCCGAGUUGCCGCCUCGCCGCAAAAGUCCAUCUCGAGAGCGAUCUCGCGGAAUACGCACGGAUGAUACGCGCGCGGAAUAUUCGAUGAAGCCCGCGCGAUGAGCAUCGGAUCGGUUUACGGCAUUUUUUUCACGUUCCGCGCGUUUUCGCCUUGCUCGAGUCGCUCGCGUGAAUCCGCCGCGUGACUUCAUCUCUUAACGCAUCGCUAUUUUCGUCGACGUGACUGUCGAUGUCUCUUCUUUUCUUUUCUUUUUUCUUUUUUUUUCCCGUGUAAUUAGAAGCGAAUACGCGAAUAUCUGGAGGCAAUCGAUACUCGACGAAAUACCUAACAAUUUUUUCCCAUAACUUUUUAAAUCGAGCAUAAAGCCCGUAUCAAAUUACGCGUGGGGGAUCGCAAAUUGAAGAUUAAAAUUUAACCGAUCAGAUAAUUUCAAUUUUAAUCCGUUUCGUGUUUCGAUUGCUUGAACUCUAAAUUCUCCAAUUCGCAAUUCUCAAUUUCUAAUGCGCGUAAUCUGAUACAGGCUUAACCCUUCGCGGUUUAUUUUAUUUUUCGCAUAAAACGAAGCUAAGGCAUCCCCGCCCUUGGUUUCGCACAUCUAAUUGGCUAGUUUAACACGAAGCAAAGAAUUUUUAUUACUCAAAGGAAUUCAUAUAUGAAUCCCAAGGUACAGUACUGAUAAUCGCGUGCAGAUUCAAAUGCUUGAAGGAUCAUGCGAUACAGGCGGUGGCAACGCGUUAUGGCAAAUUCAACUCGACAUAGGACCGUAAAGGGUUAAAAGGAUGCGGCCCGCGCGCUCGUCUCUCACGCGAGAAACGGAGUCGCGCUGUGGGAAAAGCCGCAAGGUCAAUCGACGAUCAAUCCAAUCUGUUCGAUGACGGACGCGUUACCUGUCGUAAAGGCGAAAAUUCUAGGCAUCACCCGGGGUUACUGCGGAGUUUGUACGUCGCUGGCGUGAGAGGGAAACGGAAGACGAGCGGGCGAGCGAGCGAGCGAGCGUUCGGUCGGUCGGUCGGUCGGCUGGCGCACCGAUGCGCGCCGCAGCUGCAGCUGCAUUCGCUGCCGCCACCGCCACCGCCGCCGCCCGCUGAACUGACCGGCCGUCGAACCCGAGAAAUGCUCCGCGAGAGAUGUAUCAUAAUAAGUGCACAACGUGCCCCGCGGACAGGGCGAGUCCCGGCGGAGGAUGCAUUUGCAUCCAUCCUUUGGCGAAACUUUUCUCCCCUCUCCCCCUCUCCCUCUCUCUCUCUUUCUCGUUGCAUGUUCGGUAACGCAUGGCCAGCGUUUUGAUAAAUAACGCUAAAUUCCGCUCACCCAGAUCCCAUCCCGGCAUCCCGCGCGGAUCGCCGGCACCCGCAAUAAUUUUUCAUUCCGUUUGCAUGCGGCUGCGCGGCAUCGAUCGAUGGCGAGCGAGCGCAGAAAAACCCAUGAUUUUCCAAUCACAGGUCCCGUUAGUCGCUCGAGGGGGGGAGGGACUCCGGCUCUCCCAGUUCCCAGUUCCCGGUCUCCGGUCUCCGCGAACGAGGGACAUUAGCGUGCGGCACGAUCGUCCUCUCGCGUAAAUCAUAGACCGAAAGACAGAAGGCAAAAGCACCGUUUGCACGCAUGCGAACAUGCACGUCGUGCAUCGCUCCCGUCCAUCGUCGGUUGCAUCGCAUCGCAUCGCAUCGCAUCGCACCGUAUCGCGCGCGUCGCGUCGCGUCGCCUUACGGCACGGAGGAAAUUGCCUCGGCUAAUAAGAAGUUUAGCGGCUUCCUGGUUUACGUUGGAAUUAGCGUUACGGAUGACGGUGGUAUCGAGUACUUCAACACCAUCGUGGUGCAGCCACACCUGAAGCUGGUCACGAAUCAGGGCAGGGGUUUUCACGUGAGAUGCAGAUACCAAACGCGCGACAAAGUCAUAACGAACGACCAGACUCACGUGUCCAUGAUGCAGUCUCUACCGUUGCAGGCAACCGCACCAAUGCCGGGAUGCACGAUGAAGAUCUUCAGCGGUGAUCCAACCCAGCAUCACGUGGCGGAGAAUGUGAAGAUCGGCGAUCCCUUGACCCUGGUCAUUAGCAUCGACAAACAAGAGUUGUUUGGUUUGAAGAUCUCCGAUUGCCUGGUACGCGACGGCCUUGGGUGGGGCGAGCAGCGGCUCAUAAAUGACGAAGGUUGUCCGGUCGACGGCGAGAUAAUGGGACAGUUCACCUAUAACGAGGACAAAACGGAGGCCAGGGUAAACUUCCAGGCGCACAAGUUCCCGUAUACGGCGAGCGUGUAUUAUCAGUGCAACGUUAGGCUGUGCGUCAAGCAUGGCGGAGGAUGCAGUAAUACGCCGCCGUUGUGCAACUCGAUAGCCAGACGACGCAGGGAUACCGCGAACGAUGUCGAAGUGAAGGGUGUCGAAGGCCUGGACGGCGGUACCCCGGCCACGAUCGAAGUUUACAGCGGUCUUUACGUCAACGAGGCCUCGGACAUUGGAUCCAAAUCGGACUUCUCCGAUGACGUCUUCCGAGAAAGGGCUAUCGACGACCCGAACACCAUUUGUAUAUCGCAGAGGAGUUUUGCUAUUGGGAUUGCCAUUGCCGGUCUCAUACUCAUGCUGGCGGUGGUAGCCGCCAUCUUGGUACUGCUCGCCAAGAGACGGCACAAGAGCGUAUCCACGACAGGAUCGUCCAUCUACAGUGGACCAUACACGAAUACCGCUUACAGCCACAGUAGCUAAGUCCGCCUCGUUCGGCGCGGGAUUGAGAUACCCGAGAUACCCCGGCCCGAAGAUAUCCGCGUUCCACGCGACAUCUUCCUCGCGGAAUCCCGUAGCGACGCGAGAUUUCGCGGUGGGUCUUCCCGGGCAGGCUCGAUCGACGAAGAUUUUUUAAUUAGAUUUUUAGUUACUCUCGACGCGAGAUCGAUUCAGAAACGACGAUCGCAGCCCUGUGCGCGGUUGAGGAUCGACAAAGCGAAACGAACGAAACGUGGAUCUCUUGCUCAACUGUUGACGUACUACUGUACUUCUUCUUACGUUUCGCACGACGACCUCGGUCAUUAACGGCGACGUUUCAGGAUAUUUAAACAACUGAUGAUAGAGUUCGCCCUGUCUAUUAAUAUGUCCCAUCUCUUCCCUCUCACACCGUCCUCACCUCUACACUUAUUAAAAAAAAAAAAAAAAUAAAAGUAUAAAAUUUUCCUGGUGUAAUAAAAAUUAUAGCACAUUUUCAAACAAUAUUAUAGAAAAAAAUUAUACAAUUAUGUUUUCGUAAGGAAAAAAAAGGUAUAUUGUAUUAAGUCAGUGCUUUUUACACGCGAAUUUUACGUAAUGAAACCUGUCUGGAAAAGAAUCGCAACUCUUUUCAAUUUGCCACUAAAAUUAUUGUGCUUGAGGUAGUAAUUAUUCCGUCCAAAUAGUAUGUAUAUAUUUUAGUGAUGAAACCCUUACUAUUUGCUGCGAUAUAUAUAAGAUUACACGAACAUCUAAUGAAUCGACAUGGCUCAUUCCCCGUCGAGAGUUGCAUCAUUCUAAUAUAUAUAUUAUAUAUAUAUACAUACAUCUAAUAUACUAUGCUGUACACUAGUCCGGUAUACGCUGUCCUACCUAACACAUAUCUAUUGCACUAAACACACAAGCGCGCACGGGAAAACACCAACUCAAUGAUACCCCUGUAAAAAAAUUUUCUCAGUUUCUUUAAAAAUUUUUUUUAUAUUAAUUUAUAAAAAUUUUUGAAAAAAAUGUCUUUCAGAGAUUUUAAGUUUUCUUUAAAAAUGAGAAAUCUUAGAAUGUUUCACUAUUAAAUUUACAUAUAUACAGAAUUUUAAGAAGAUAUAUACUUUCUCAGCAUUUUUUAAAAAUAUUUCCACUUGUAUACAAAAUCUUGAUAAAUUAUUUGAAAAGUUAGUUUUAAGAUUGCAUAAAAAUUUCAGAAGAAUUCUAAAACAAAAAACUACACUCGGGUUUAACACGUGCGCACACUCACUCUAGCUAGAUUUAAGUUCAAGUCAACGCUACGCGUGAACUUCUCAAAUAACUCAAUCAAAUACUCCGGUGAUCCCCGCGUGCGAUCGUUGACGUUUUCGACGCCGAUACUUUCGCGCUUUGCUCCGAUGCGAUUUCUAAUUUGAAAUGUAUUCUCGAAUGAAAAGCAUAUCUACGUGUGUACGUGCGAAUACUUAAAUCAUUCAUACAUGACGUAAUAUGCAUAGAAAAUCAAUACCGACAUUUCCGAUUAUGUAUAUUAAUCGUGUAUUAAUCCAAAACAUCGAAGAAGGUAAUAAUCAAAUAUGAAAUUGUAUUAUUUUUAAAAAUCCUUUUUAAAUGGACAAUAUCAAAAAUAGCCCCCUAAUUGAUUACAUUUUGUACAACGUAAUGAUAUAAUUUCUAAUGUAUCAGUAGCAACGAUUCAACUUUAAAAACGUAAUCGGAAAUGCAUCUUCGGCGAAGCUUUUUAACAAAAUCUAAUUAUAAAAGGACGCAACCAAGAUUCAAUAUAAUGUAUGCAUGUGUUUAUUAAGCCUUCGAUAAAGCUGCGUGUGAAUGGACCGUCGCCAUCGUAAAGAUGCAAGAUAAUCCGUAGCUGUCAUAGAAACAAGUCAAAAUCCAAGCUUGCACCUAUCCCAUAAAUUAUUUCUAUGUCUACGAUGAUGCGAUAUUGGAAUGAAUGCAACGUAUGCGAGCGCUCAGUAUAAUCAGAUUGUGUAAUUCAGUUAUAACGCUUAAAUGUUACUGUUAAUUAGUCUAAUUGAAAUGCGGCGCUGCUUCAACGUCGGUAUGUCCCGGAUCGUUUAAAAGCAAUUACGAAUAUUACUGAAGAUUACUCAACCGAAUGUUUUUUAACAACAGAUACGCGCUUUGGGACGGUUUCAAUCCGAUUAAAACAAAAAUGCGCGUAGAAAUGCCGAAAAUACCGAUGUCGUAGCAGUUUGAGGCGUUUAGAUAUUAAUUGACGAUGACAAGGAAGCUCUACUGCCAACGCAGUCGCGUAACUGGGUCCAACGUGGUGGUGGGUACAUGACAUGUAAAAUUUUACAUUUAAAGAGAAACCGACACCCGUAACGUAACUCGUUAACUCUUCGUCAAGCGCUAAUACGCUGCCGUGCGGGAACGGAGUGUUGUGGUAUAGUAGUUUUCUGAAAACAAUAAUGUGUUGCGACAGCUGUUCCGGAUGGACCCUGACGUGUCGAAUGAAACGUAAUGCCGAUGCUUAUAUGCCUUACCGAACAAGGCCUUUGCCGAUCUAAAGACUAUCCUUAGUGAUGGAUGUUCAAAUCCUUCUCUUGAAAGUUCUGUUUUCAAUUGUAUGAUUUGAAUUGCUUUGUGAAUAUCGUUCGAAAUUGAAAUUUCUUGAGUCUUGAAUGUAAAAUACAUCUUUCAAAAACAUUUAAACUUCUAAAAUAUUUGACAAAAUAAGAUUGUUAUCUAUCUACAAAUGAAAGUGGAUUGAAUUAAUGUGUUGUAAAAAAUAAAUAAUUUUUGUAGCAUUUGAGACUUUUCAGGAUCUUUUGGUUUUGAAUAAUGUUCAAAACAAUUUGGGCUUUUCGUCAUGUAUUUGAAAUAAUGAGCCCAUCAUCUUUUGUUUUGUGUACACAUGGACUAAACAACCAUGUGCAAAACGUCAUUAAAUAAGGCGUCUUAAAAGUCGAUACAGAAUAAAGUAUCGGUCUAUCGUAGAUUUUAACGAAUGAUACGUGGUAGAUGCGUUUCUCAAAUUAUCUCAGUGAGUCUCUCGAGAAUAUUUCGCAUACGUGGAUUCGAGCCUUGAUGCGCACGAAUUUACGCAACUCAGGGGCGAGAUACCGUUAUUUCUUCUUGUACUCCAAGGUAUGAUAACACGGCAAAUGGCUUCCAAUCCUCCUUAGUAUUACUCUCUCGAAAAGUGCAAUAACUUCGAAGCGUCCCGUGGGUCCCGCGGAAUUUCUGUCGAGGGUUGGAGUCGCUCGGCGAGCGGAUCUCGCGCGAUUCCUCGCUGCGCCAUGGCAUUGGUUCAUAGCGAUCAUUGGGGAUGAAAAUGCCUGUAUAGAAUUUUUUCUCGCGUUACAAGGUAACGCGGCUUCCGAUGCUCCCGCAAUGUUCCUCUGGACCCUUGUCAAAAGAAUCUACAACGAAUCUGUGUAAAUAACGAAAAAUCUAAUAAAACUGGUAAUUGUAA
Molecule: messenger RNA, 6145 nt
Organism: Solenopsis invicta (red fire ant)
Lineage: Eukaryota; Metazoa; Arthropoda; Insecta; Hymenoptera; Formicidae
Gene: pio
Exons: 6
Coding region: 1627-2730 (367 amino acids)
Source: RefSeq, a predicted model, not a curated record